Molecule: messenger RNA, 3435 nt
Organism: Larimichthys crocea (large yellow croaker)
Lineage: Eukaryota; Metazoa; Chordata; Actinopteri; Sciaenidae
Gene: sesn4
Product: sestrin 4
Exons: 9
Coding region: 278-1612 (444 amino acids)
Biological process (GO): regulation of response to reactive oxygen species; positive regulation of macroautophagy; cellular response to leucine starvation
Cellular component (GO): nucleus
Molecular function (GO): oxidoreductase activity, acting on peroxide as acceptor; L-leucine binding
Source: RefSeq, a predicted model, not a curated record
AUAUAACCCUGUCAGCCGGCCCCGCCUCCUGUGCUUUGAUUGGGCACACUGUUACUGGAGCUGUCAGCUCUGCUCCGGGAAGGUUUUCUCUCCGCUCUCAGUCCUCCAGUCUUCAGCUCCACAGACGGCCCCCCGGCUGACUGACUGACUGUGACCCGCAGCAGCCAAGCGGUAGUCUGUCUGCCUUUUGUUCGCUAGCUUGGAAAGCACCAAGAAAAACACACACAGAGAGAGAAGAGCCGCCGCAUCCAUGCAGUAGGAGCCUUUUUUUUGGAAAAUGAUCAUCUGUACGAAUAAAAUGGAGUACCCCCUAAGAACCCAGUGCCAGCGAGUCCAGAAACAGGUGAUGGUGAAUGGUGAGAAGGAGCGAGUGUCGCUGCUCUUCAUGAAGGCUUUGGUCAGCACGGGGAGUGUGGACGCCGUGUCCCAGCAGAUGGCCUCUCACCCUCAGUACUUGGAGAGCUUCCUGCGCACACAGCACUACAUCCUGCACAUGGACGGCCCCCUGCCGCUGCCAUACCGCCAUUACAUCGCCAUCAUGGCUGCAGCACGACAUCACUGCAACUAUCUGGUGUACCUGCACUCGGCCCAGUUUCUGAGGGUGGGUGGGGACCCUCUGUGGUUGCAGGGUUUGGAGGCAGCUCCCCCUCGCCUUCGACUCCUUGACCACAUCAAUAAGGUUUUGGCCCACCAACCCUGGCUGACUGCCUGCUCACACAUCCAGACGCUGCUAAAGUCGGGCGAGCAGUGCUGGUCGCUGGCUGAGCUGGUGCAGGCCGUGGUGAUCCUGGCCCACUGCCACUCUCUCUGCAGCUUUGUGUUUGGAUGCGACACAGACUCAGACUUUGUCCCGCUCUCCAAAUCUCCUAAUGGUACCCCGCCGACCUUCUGCCCCUUUGAUGCUGCCAACGGCAACACCAACGUGCCUCAGUCGCUCGCCACUCCCUCCGAACACAAAACACGACGACGGUCUCUGGACUCCAGCUGUGACAUCGUGUGUUUAAAGGAGAGGAUUCAGAAGUCUCAGGAGGAGCGAGAAAAGAGAGAAGAGCGCCUGCUGCAGACCCAAACACUCCAGCAAACAGAUAUGGAAGAAGAGGAGGAGAUGAUUUGCUUUGCAGACCCCACGCGUUUCAUCACAGACCCUGACUUUUGCUAUCAGGAGUUCGCUCGUAGGGAGGAGGACCACUUUCAAGUAUUUAGAGUUCAGGACUACUCAUGGGAGGACCACGGCUUCUCCUUAGUCAACAGGUUGUAUUCGGACAUCGGGCACCUCUUGGACGACAGAUUCAGGAGCGUGACCACCCUCCCCUCUUUGCACAGCCCCGACCUGAAGAGGGCGAUCUGGAAUUACAUCCAUUGUGUGUUAGGAAUACGGUAUGACGAUUAUGAUUAUGGAGAAGUGAACCAGUUGCUGGAGCGGGAUUUGAAGCUGUACAUCAAGGCUGUGGCCUGUUUUCCAGACGCCACCAAAACUCCAGUGUGUCCUUUGAGUUGGGCUCCACUUAAAACUUCAGAACGGAUACACGUGAACUUACUCAUCAUGGAGGCCCGGCUGCAGGCUGAGCUGCUAUACGCUCUGAGAGCCAUCACUCAGUACAUGAUUGCCUAAGUGCUCCGAGAGGCACAAAGCUAAAACUUUCCGCCGGUACAGAGAGACCGAGAGAGACGAGGAUGAAGAAAUCUGAACAGCAGUGACGGUGGAGUGGGACGAGAGCGGCACUUUGAAGGACACAGAGUUCCGUCGUUUUGUAGCUGUGCCUCAUGAAUGUUCUUUCUUUCUCUCAGAUUUAAUGUAUUUAUACCAUUGUGUGCCACAAAACCCCAGCCACACCCCCUCGCCCUCCUCUUGUUGUGAAGUCCUCUUAUCAAACAUCUCGGCUCUCAAAGGUUAUGUGCAAUUAUUACUAGACUUGUUUUAAUUUUUACCUGUUGUUUUGUGCUCCAGCUCCAGUCUGUGAGAAACUGCUUGGUUGCAGCAGUGUGUUACAGUGGCCAAUACUCUCCUCUUCGUUUCAUCAGUCUCCUUUUUGUAUUAACUAUGCCCCCACGCCCACAAAAAAAUAAUAAUCUUUUUGUACAUCUUGAAUGAAUGUUAAUGGGAGACCAGGGCCUUUUUGUUUUCUUUUGGACAAUCUUUGUCAGUGUUGGAGGGGGACGUUAAGUGGACCGCGAAGGAUUUUUCACUCCCUAAUGUUUCGUAUUAAUGCUGGUCAAGAACAAAACACAACAGUGACACUGCUGGAAGUUAUCACAUCACUAUAGUUUCUUUUAAUAAGCACUUUUUUAAACUUUAUAUAUUUAUAAUGCAAGGUAGCUCGUUAGUCAACAUUGAGACGCACAGCUUGUGGGUCGGACGCCUUUUCUUUCUCCACUGUGCGACAUGUUAACGAACAUUUUUAGAUUGUUUCAUCCUUAAACUUUCAGACUUUGCUUUUGUUCUCAACCCCAGAUUUGUGAGUGAAUUAACUUGAUCCAGGACAUUUCAGUGAAUUAUUGGAAGGAUUUCGAAGGUUGUGAUGUUUGCAAAACACACAAUUUACACCUGACGGUAAGAAAAAUUUGUAACUAAAGAGGUCAGUGAGCUGUUUCCUACAGUGACGAUUAAGCUGAGCCAUUCGCUAAACGAUUGUUUUGUUUGUUUGUACUGACGUGCUUCAGAAAUGAUCAAAUCAGAGACUGAAUUUCAGACCAAAGGUCAUUAAGAAAACUCAACCUUUCACUACAGUGAAGUGAUGAAUUGGAUAAAUAAAGACGCAGAUCUGCACUGAGUUGAGGUUGAGUUUUUGCUCAGAGCUUUGUGUUAAAGCUUCUUUUGUGAGCUGUAUCAAAGCUGAAUAUAAAGUCAAAAAUCCACGGUACAAUUUGCAAAGCAGAACAAUGUGGAAACUAGUUGUUAAACUUGUAUCUUUUCUGUAUUUCUUUUUUUUAUUUUUACAGUUUUUGUAAACUCUAGAGUACUUCUUUUUGUGUGUGUUGUUUUCUGGGUGUGACGGUAGGACCUGCUAGUUGUGCUGCAGCCUGGGUAGACGUAGAGGUGUGACAGAUGUUUAGAGUUAGACUUUAGUAACUGCGGGACAUAGAACAGAAACAGAAGUGCAUAUCGACAAAAGCAAAAGCGCUGUUAACACAGGUGCCUUCAGGCUGACACUGAAGUGCUGCUGAAGUGGAGGGAUGUGACUACUGGAGGCUGAACGCGGGCUCUAGUUGCAGCUGGGAAACACCCCCGACUGACAACUUUUAAAAACCUUCCCGCACCAAUGGAAACUUAUUUCACGGUGUUGCUCAGCACAAUUUCUGAUGAAUAUUACGGUUUGUGAAUAACCCGUGUUUUCUAUCAGACACCUUCUACAAGCCCCAGCAACUCAGCAAAGAGCCUUUGACACAGAUGGAUGUUUAAAAAAUGUUCAACUUGAGCAAUUUAAAAAAAAAAAA